AUGAGUCGAAUGUCGUCGAAUUCUCACUCGAAAGCUGUCGAUUACGACAUUCAAACGGCAGACCCAGACAGCCGUGACCGCCCACGGGAACGCUUGCAGACGUGGAGAGGAUUUAAAUAUGCCUUAGACAACAAAGUAGCCGCCUUCGACAAGGAGACAAAAGCGCUUUUACGUGCAGUUGAAGAAGCUCGAGAAAAAGUACAAGAAGAGAAUUCAAAUGUAGAACAAGCUCAUAUAACGCUACAAGUAACAAUCAGAGGAUAUCGAAGUUCGUUCCAAGAUUUAGAAACAUUGUUUACGAACGAUAGAUGGGGAGAAUGCGAUAGCAUAGGUCCCAAGAUACGAGACCCCGCUAGUAAUGCAAUAAAGUGCGCCGACAACCAGCUAGCUGAACUGUUGCCUAAAAACCCUACCAAAACGACAGAACCUAUAAUAUCGACUUCCCACGACAACGAACCUACUCCUUCCACGAAAACCACGUCAAAGAGGUCAAGUCGUAGUUCCAGGAGUUCUCUAUUAGCGAUCAAGCUGAAGGCAAUGGCUGACGCAGCCGCGGAAAAAGAACAAGCAGAAUUCGACCUUGUGAUCGCGGAGAAAGAAAACGAAAUCAAGCUACACGAAGCGGCAGAGAAACAACGAAGCUUAGCCUUGAAAGCCCAACGCGAUCACGAAAUGGCAGUCUUGAAAGCCCAGCAACGUGCCGCUAUGGCAACAGCGAAGAUCAGCGCAAUCGAACAAUCGUUGUCUGAGGAGAAAAUGUCUAUGCGAGAUCCAAGAGGCAACGAUGGAGAUGAAGAACGCGUACGGCAGUGGGUUAAAGACCAAUAA
Messenger RNA from Paramuricea clavata, 828 nucleotides. NCBI's taxonomy places the organism in Eukaryota, Metazoa, Cnidaria, Anthozoa, Malacalcyonacea, Plexauridae. The record is from the annotation of a GenBank genome assembly.